UUGGCACGCACAUAAGUGCACCCUCUGAACCUUUAGAUCUUGUGCAUUUAGGUCUAGUGCAAGUGUUCGACAUCACGCCAGCGUUGUGUAGGCCAGGGCACUGAUCUUCCUCGCAUAAUCUGCCCACAAUGCUGCGUGGUGCUGUUUCUCACGGCCCUGCGGUCGCCGACCGGGCUGCCGCUGGCCCCGCCCGCUGCGCUGCUCCCGUCGCCCGUGGUGUGCGCAGCGCAGCGCCCACGCGUCAGCGUCGCGCGGAGGCUUCGGUCAAUGCCCCGCGGGCGGGCCCGGCCGGUAGCUACUCGGGCGAGUGGGAUAAGCUUUCAGUGGAGGAGAUUGAUGAGUGGCGCGAUGUGGGCCCGAAGACGCCCCUGCUGGACACUGUCAAUUACCCGGUGCACCUGAAGAACUUCAACAAUGAGCAGCUGAAGCAGCUCUGCAAGGAGCUGCGCAGUGACAUCGUGCACACCGUCUCUCGCACCGGUGGACACCUUAGCAGCAGCCUGGGCGUGGUGGAGCUGACGGUGGCUAUGCACUAUGUAUUCAACACCCCGGAGGACAAGAUUAUUUGGGACGUGGGCCACCAGGCGUAUGGCCACAAGAUCCUGACUGGCCGUCGCAAGGGUAUGGCCACGAUUCGCCAGACCAACGGCCUUUCGGGCUUCACGAAGCGCGACGAGAGCGAGUACGACCCUUUCGGCGCUGGCCACAGCUCCACCUCGAUUUCGGCGGCUCUGGGUAUGGCGGUGGGCCGCGACGUUAAGGGCAAGAAGAACAGUGUGAUCGCUGUCAUCGGCGACGGCGCCAUCACCGGGGGUAUGGCCUAUGAGGCCAUGAACCAUGCGGGCUUCCUGGACAAGAACAUGAUUGUGAUUCUGAACGACAACCAGCAGGUGUCGCUGCCCACGCAGUACAACAACAAGAACCAGGACCCCGUGGGCGCCCUGUCCAGCGCCCUGGCGCGCCUGCAGGCCAACCGGCCCCUGCGCGAGCUGCGCGAGAUUGCCAAGGGCGUGACCAAGCAGCUGCCUGACGUUGUCCAGAAGGCAACUGCUAAGAUUGACGAGUAUGCUCGCGGCAUGAUCAGCGGCACUGGCUCCACGCUGUUUGAGGAGCUGGGCCUGUACUACAUCGGCCCUGUGGACGGCCACAACCUGGACGACCUCAUCGCCGUGCUCAGCGAGGUGCGCAGCGCCGAGACCGUGGGCCCGGUGCUGGUGCACGUGGUAACGGAGAAGGGCCGCGGCUACCUGCCCGCCGAGACGGCGCAGGACAAGAUGCACGGUGUGGUCAAGUUCGACCCCCGCACCGGCAAGCAGGUGCAGGCCAAGACGAAGGCCAUGUCGUACACGAACUACUUCGCGGACGCGCUGACGGCGGAGGCGGAGCGCGACAGCCGCAUCGUGGCGGUGCACGCGGCCAUGGCGGGCGGCACCGGCCUGUACCGGUUCGAGAAGAAGUUCCCGGACCGCACCUUUGACGUGGGCAUUGCGGAGCAGCACGCCGUGACCUUUGCUGCCGGCCUGGCGUGCGAGGGCCUGGUGCCCUUCUGCACCAUCUACAGUACCUUCAUGCAGCGCGGUUACGACCAGAUCGUGCACGACGUGUCCCUGCAGAAGCUGCCUGUGCGCUUCGCUAUGGACCGCGCUGGCCUGGUGGGCGCUGACGGCUCCACGCACUGCGGCGCCUUCGACGUGACGUUCAUGGCGUCGCUGCCGCACAUGAUCACCAUGGCUCCCUCGAACGAGGCGGAGCUCAUCAACAUGGUGGCCACCUGCGCCGCCAUCGACGACGCGCCCUCGUGCUUCCGCUUCCCCCGCGGCAACGGCCUGGGCCUGGACCUGGCCGCCUACGGCAUCAGCAAGGACCUGAAGGGUGUGCCCCUCGAGGUGGGCAAGGGUGUUGUCCGCCGCCAGGGCAAGGACGUGUGCCUGGUGGCGUACGGCAGCAGUGUGAACGAGGCGCUGGCCGCGGCGGACAUGCUGGAGCGCGAUGGCGUGUCCACCACCGUCAUUGACGCGCGCUUCUGCAAGCCUCUGGACACCAAGCUGAUCCGCUCGGCUGCCAAGGAGCACCCUGUCAUGAUCACCAUCGAGGAGGGCUCCGUGGGUGGCUUCGCUGCGCACGUGAUGCAGUUCCUCGCACUGGAGGGCCUGCUGGACGGCGGGCUCAAGUUCCGGCCCAUGACGCUGCCGGACCGCUACAUCGACCACGGCGACUACCGCGACCAGCUGGCCAUGGCCGGCCUCACCAGCCAGCACAUCGCCUCCACCGCGCUCACCACCCUGGGGCGCGCCAAGGACGCCGCCAAGUUCUCACUGUCAGCGCUGCAAGCGUAAAGCACCCAAUCAGCCUGGGGCCUCAAUAGGACGACGGCAAUCACAUAUACAGCUUGAGCUUGGUGCAUACGGAGGAGGCGGUCGGAUGGCUGCAAAGGCAGCCUAGCAACGGAGCGGAUUACGGCAGGUUGUUGACAAGAGUGGCAGACAGGGAAGGCAGGCAUCGACAUGUAAGGGCAUGGCCGUGGGAGGCUGAUGCAGCCCUUGGCUUGGUGACCACAGCGGCGCCGAGCUUGUAGGUUAGGUUUCAGUGUCAGGAGCGUUUGAUACUCGACUUGAUGGCUGCGGGGUUGUCGGAAGCAGGACGAUGCCCGUGUGGUUGGAACGGCGUCUAGUUGGUUCUGGCAACGGGCAUCGAGCUGGGGAAGCGUUGGGGCAUGCACCUGCUCAGCGGGGACCGUGAGCUUUCGGCGAGUUUUGGCGGGGUCGUAGGACGAUGAGUGGUGAUGACACACGCAUAGUCCCACCACACGCUUCGUACACGACGUUGGUCAUUUUGUCGCCCCGAUGCAAAGGGGCAGGAGACCAGGCAGCAAAGCGGCUCGACGCCCCUUGCGCCUUACUGUAUUUUGACCCUUAAGAUUGAUGCGUGUGUGUCUGUGUGCGUGUGGUUCACAGUUAUUUGUGUUGCCGAGUGGUAUGUUACUGCGUGUUGGGCUGACAAGGACUGCGAUGACGGAUGGCGUGCAGGAAGCUGUGGCACGUGCGGAUGUAGAUGAGGAUCUAGGUGCUUGCGGGCACACUGACAGUCAAAUAGGCCAUGCCAUGCAAGCCGCACGCCGUAACAGACUUCAGUGACCUCGUUGAAUAAACCCGCACACGCACCGUGACCCAUGAAAUGGGUUUGCUGCGAAUGACAGCGCACUCCACGAUGUAAAUGUGAAUCAUA
This is a messenger RNA of Chlamydomonas reinhardtii, 3225 nucleotides long. RefSeq lists its product as uncharacterized. The record is from RefSeq and is a predicted model, not a curated record. NCBI's taxonomy places the organism in Eukaryota, Viridiplantae, Chlorophyta, Chlorophyceae, Chlamydomonadales, Chlamydomonadaceae. Gene Ontology annotation, molecular function: 1-deoxy-D-xylulose-5-phosphate synthase activity. Gene Ontology annotation, biological process: terpenoid biosynthetic process. Bases 129 to 2336 code for a protein of 735 amino acids. The transcript has 13 exons.